AUGGGUUUCAACCUCAACAACCCUCUCCCCUCCUCCGUCAAGUCGGAAUGCAAGAAAUGCGGCAAGAUCCUCUCCUCGUUUGUUAGCCCCGGCCAGGCCUUUGGCCCCGACAAGGUCAUCCCGCCCUCGAUCCUGUCCAACGCAAAGGGCCUCGCCGUCAUCACCAUCCUCAAGGCGGGCUUCCUCGGCUCCGGCCGCAUUGGCAGCGGCGUCGUCGUUGCCAGGCGCGCCGACGGCUCCUGGAGCGCCCCGAGCGCCAUCGCCCUCGGCGGUGCCGGCUUUGGCGGCCAGAUUGGCUUCGAACUCGCCGACUUUGUCUUUGUCCUUAACGAUACAAACGCCGUCAAGACGUUUGCCCAGGCCGGCUCUCUGACCCUGGGCGGUAACGUAUCCCUGGCCGCCGGCCCCGUUGGCCGCAACGCCGAGGCUGCCGGUGCCGCCUCGCUCAAGAGCGUCGCAGGCAUCUUCAGCUACUCCAAGACGCGCGGCCUGUUCGCCGGCGUCUCCCUCGAGGGCUCCGCCAUCAUCGAGCGGCGCGACGCAAACGAACAGCUGUAUGGUACGCGCUACACGGCCCAGCAAAUCCUGACGGGAUCCGUGGACCCGCCGCCCGAGGCCCACGCCCUCAUGGCCAUACUCAACUCAAGGGCCUUUAGCGGCAUGAGGGACGGGGCCGUGACCGGCGAUGCCAUGUACAACCACACCCCCGUCUACGCCAGCGAGCACGACGAUGUCGUCUGGGAGGGACGUCGAGGAGGCGCCAUGGGCGAAGGGUCGCCCAGGCCAGGCGCUGGCGAGUUUGGCCGUCCCCAGCGGUCAAGCACGUGGCAAGACGACAUCUAUGACCGGCCUAGCGUCGGCGCCCCCUCGCGCUCCAGCACCUUCAACACAAAAGGCGACGGCGACAACUACGUCUACCGGGACAGCCCGGCACCCGACAAGAAGACGGGCCCGGGACGGCCAGCCGCACCGAAGCCCAACUUUGUAGCCAAGCAGGCGACGGCCAAUAAGAACGAGGCGGUGGCCCUGUUCAACUUUGAUGCCGAUCAGCCUGGCGACUUGGGCUUCAAGAAGGGCGAGGUCAUUACGGUGCUGAAGAAGACGGACAGCGAUAAUGACUGGUGGACCGGAAUGAUCGGCACCCGGCAUGGGAUAUUCCCGAGCAACUACGUCAAGAUGAAGGAAUGA
Hirsutella rhossiliensis is the source of this 1188-nucleotide messenger RNA. Its product is annotated as las17-binding protein actin regulator domain-containing protein. The transcript is spliced from 3 exons. Gene Ontology annotation, cellular component: actin cortical patch. Gene Ontology annotation, molecular function: actin filament binding; phosphatidylinositol binding. The coding region runs from base 1 to 1188 and encodes 395 amino acids. The record is from RefSeq and is a predicted model, not a curated record. Gene Ontology annotation, biological process: actin filament bundle assembly; actin cortical patch localization. Lineage: Eukaryota; Fungi; Ascomycota; Sordariomycetes; Hypocreales; Ophiocordycipitaceae.